Molecule: messenger RNA, 4005 nt
Organism: Menidia menidia (Atlantic silverside)
Lineage: Eukaryota; Metazoa; Chordata; Actinopteri; Atheriniformes; Atherinopsidae
Source: the annotation of a GenBank genome assembly
AUGGCAGGUGAAAUCAUCUCGUCACUUCUACUUCUGUCAUUCAUAAGUGGAGUGACAGCUCAAUACUCCGGACCCCUCUAUUAUGUUGGUGGAACGAGGAGCUCACGAUCAGAUGAUGGAAGUUCCCCAGCCAUUUCGCUUCCACAGCCUUUUCCUUUCUUUGGGAUGUCUUAUUCUGUGAUUUAUGUGAACCACAAUGGACACCUGACCUUUAAUGCACCAUGGUAUAGAUAUAGUCCUCAACAAUUUCCAAUGCAUGGAUCCAGAGACAUCAUCGCCCCAUUCUGGACAGAUUUGGACAACAGAGGCAAUGGUGAUGUCUUCUAUGCCCAGUUCACCAGCGGCAAUUUAGUCCAACAGGCUACACAAGACAUUAAUAACUACUUUCCAGGACGGAACUUUAAUGCAAACUGGGUCUUUAUAGCAACAUGGUAUGAAGUGGCCUAUUUUCCAACAACUGGAACACGGACAACAGCUCAGGCAGUUUUAACAUCCGAUGGCCGAUCUUCAUUUGUUCUUAUGAACUAUGGAGCCAUAGCACAGACAAGCAGGAGUGUGCAGGCAGGAUAUGACACAGUUAAUUCUUCUCACCACUACUCCAUCCCUGGGUCAUUAUCCAGUACUGCAACAGGCAGCAGCUCAGUUUUCAGGCUCAACAGUAAUGUCAAUGUACCUGGUCGCUGGGCUUUCCAGGUAGACAAUGGAACGACAGACUGUACUUUUAACGGUGAACCUGUGCAGCAGGGGGAUUCCUUCUGGAGCGACAGCACCUGUGCACAGAGGUGCACCUGCACCAGGGGGGGGCUGCAGUGCUCCAACCAGCCCUGCUCCUUCUCCCAAAUCUGUCGGCCAUCUUCCUUCCAGUUCUCCUGCCAGACAGUGCAGAGAAAGACCUGCACCAUCAGUGGGGAUCCACAUUACUACACCUUUGACAACUCAGUGUUUCACUUUCAGGGCACCUGCACGUAUGUUCUGUCAGAACAGUGUCAGUCUGGGUUGCCCUAUUAUAGAGUGGAGGGCAAGAACGAGCACAGAGGUAGCACACGAGUUUCAUGGACACGACUGGUCAAAGUGCAUGUCUAUGAUGAUGUAAUUGAACUUGUCAAAGGACGCCGUGGUGAGGCCAAGGUCAACGGAAACUUUGCCACAACUCCAUUCUCCCUGAGUAAUGGCACAGUUCAGGUCUAUGAAUCAGGUUUUUAUGUGAUUGUCAGCACCAACUUUGGCUUGUUGGUGUCUUACGACACAAAUCACCACGUCCGGAUCAGUGUGCCCUACACCUACCAGAAUGCAACAUGUGGCCUCUGUGGAAACUUCAACAAUCACCCUAAUGAUGACUUUCAAACCCGUGACGGCGAGGUUGUGAGCUCUGAUGUGGUUUUUGCAAACAGCUGGAAAGCCUCAGGGGAUGAUGAGCCCGGGUGUGAGGCCCAGUGUGGAGGUCUGGCCUGUGCUGCCUGCACCGGGGCUCAGAGGGCGUUGUAUGGCAACGCUGCUCACUGUGGCAUCCUCCAGAGCAGCUCUGGACCGUUUGCUUCCUGCCACCAACGGUUUCCACCUCAGACUUUUGCAGAAAGUUGCAUAUAUGAUUUAUGUGUGGGCGGCGGGUACCAACCUAUUCUUUGUCAGGCUCUAAAUGUGUACGCAAGUCAGUGUCAACAAAACGGAAUCCAGCUUCCAAGCUGGCGGAGUCCCGGCUUCUGUGAAAUCCCAUGCCCAGCUAAUAGCCACUUUGAGUCCCAAGGAACAGGAUGUCCAGCCACCUGCGUCAACCCCAACUCCACACACAACUGUCCUCUCCCUGACCAGGAGAGCUGUGUCUGCAAUGCGGGAUACAUCCUCAGUGGUGGGGUUUGUGUCCCUCAUGCUCAGUGUGGCUGCAGCUUUGAGGGUCGCUACUAUCGCUCCGGACAAACUGUAAUACUAGAUGAGGACUGUGGGAGGCGUUGUAGCUGCAGUUAUGGCCACAUGACUUGCAGCUUCCACCGUUGUGGCCCACAUGAAUCGUGCCAUGUAGAAGAUGGAGAAAGAGGAUGCAGACCAAAUAACUAUGCCACAUGCUGGAGCAGGGGCCCCGGGUCAUAUCGCACAUUUGACGGGCUGACUUACCAGUAUCCUGGGGCAUGUCGACUGACUCUCGCCAAAGUAAUGGGAUUGUCAGAUCACCCACACUUUAUGGUGACAGCAGAAAAAUUGCCAAGAGGUCAGCAAGGAUUUUCCAACGUGCUGAAGUUUGAGGCAGAGGGAACACAAGUCACCAUUGAGAUGGCAAGGAGCAACCAAGUGAAGGUUGAUGGUCAACUGGUCAGACUACCCUUCAGCUUGGGGUCCAACCGAAUCCGCAUCCAUCAAAGCAGCACUUACAGUAUCAUCCUGCGCACUGCAUUUGGGGUAACUGUGCAAACAGUCUGGCCUCACUAUGUGCGUGUCACUGCACCUGGAGUGUACAGUGGUUCACUGGGUGGACUCUGCGGAAACUACAACGGUCCUUCCUAUGAUGACUUUCAAACACCCAACGGCACCCUGGUCAACAGUUCUCAGGCGUUUGGAGACAGUUGGCGAGAUGGCUCCCUCACUGCACACUGUGUGGAGGGCAGAAAUGGUCCCACUGCGACCAAUUACAACUCCAGUGAGUACUGUGGCAUUCUGAGCUCACCUCAAGGGCCGUUCACACCCUGUUGGGCCGUGAUGGACCCAUGGCAGCAGGUUGAUGCAUGUGUGGACAUCACAAGCAGUUCUAGAGAUCCACCAUCAACGCUGUGUGAAGUCCUACGAGAUUAUGCGCUCAUGUGUCAACAGAAGGGUGUUUCUCUGGGACAAUGGAGGAAUGCAACUAGCUGUGAGCUAACCUGCCCUUCAAACAGCCACUAUGAACUCUGUGGAACCUCGUGUCCGUCUGCCUGCCCCAGCCUGUCUUUCCCUUUCACCUGUGACACUCCAUGUCAGGAUGGGUGCCAGUGUGAUGACGGCUUUGUCCUCAAUGGUAACCAGUGCGUGCAGCCAACAUCCUGUGGAUGCUAUCAUCAAGGACGCUAUCGGCAAAGUGGCGAGCAGUUCUGGGAUGGCGAGGAGUGUCAAAGCUUCUGCACCUGUAACGGCGUAACUGGUUCGGUCCAGUGCCUCCCUAGCUCUUGUGGUACCCAGGAGUCCUGUCGUGUGGUGGACGGAGAGUUUGGCUGCCACCCCAACCCGCACGGCACCUGCUCCGCCUCUGGUGACCCUCACUACCUCACCUUUGACGGCAGGGCCUAUGACUUUCAGGGAACCUGUCGAUAUGUUCUGGCCACACUUUGCAAUGAAACCAGUGAACUCCAUCAGUUUUCUGUUGAAGCCAAGAAUGAGCCAUGGAAUAGGCUUCCAGUGUCUAUUACAGCUGAAGUCUUUGUGAAUGUGUUGGGCUACCAAGUGCGCAUGUCAGGACACAACAGGGGCAUGGCUGAGGUAAAUGGAAUAACAAGAAAUCUACCAAUUCUCUUGAAUGGUAACAUAUCUGUUUUUGCAAGUGGAUCUCAAACAUUUGUCAGUGCAGACUUUGGCUUGAGAAUCACAUAUGAUGGAUGGAGCACAGUGUCUAUCUCUGUACCUCCAAGUUACAGAGGAAAAACAUGUGGACUUUGUGGAAAUUUCAACGGAAAUCCAAAUGAUGACUUCCAGACUCCAGGCAGAGUGUCGGUCUCUUCCCCAGAUGUUUUUGGGGCAGCCUGGAAGGUGUCGGGGAACUACACCUGCAGCGACGGCUGCGGCUCCGCCUGCCCACAGUGCAAUGAUGAUCGGCCUGCUCGAGCUCAGUGUGAGGUCAUCCAGGCCCUCAAUGGCCCCUUCAGCUUCUGCCAUGAGCAGGUGGAUCCAGCACCCUACUUCAGUGACUGCGUUUUUGACAUUUGCGUGGCUGGAAGUGGGGGCGAGGAUCUCCUCUGCAGGGCCGUUGAGGCAUAUGUCAGUGCCUGCCAGUCCGCCAAUGUCAGAAUCUACCCGUGGAGACAGAACACCACCUGCAGUGCGUAA